Molecule: messenger RNA, 1137 nt
Organism: Penicillium mononematosum
Lineage: Eukaryota; Fungi; Ascomycota; Eurotiomycetes; Eurotiales; Aspergillaceae
Exons: 2
Coding region: 1-1137 (378 amino acids)
Source: RefSeq, a predicted model, not a curated record
AUGUUAGGGAGCUUAUUCGGUUGGGUCUCGCUCCUUUUUGAGCCACUGGCCUUUCAAGUUCCUCUAAUCGAACCUCAACCCAGACUCAAGUCAGAAAAUGGUAUAGCUAUUCCCGUACAGGGCCCCUGGCAAGAUAUCAUCACCGGUCAUUAUGCCGUUCCUCCCGUAUUGAAAAUUCAUGACCGGAACAGUGUGGUCAAAUGGAGUUGGCAGCGAGAAGAUGUCACUCAACCUCUGCCUCCUCUGAUUCGGAGUGGUUUAUAUAGCGGUUACAACGAUGCGACCGAUAUGAAGUGGAUGCGAGGCGGGAGAAGCGUGGCUGCCGUCUACAGUGCUCUCGUUGUCGUUAUCAAUCACACUCCCGAUCAACCCUCCACCGAUAAGAAAAUCACCUUCGCCCUCAACAGAGCCAAUGAUGUCCUACACAAUGCCCAUACUAUCGAACCUUUACCCGGUGAUCGACUCGCCGUCGGAACUACCGGACAGCGACCUUGGGAUGGCAUUUUGGUCUACAACAUGAGCGAGGCUCUCCCCCUUGUGGAUGAACCUCCCGUCUUGCAAAAGAUCGAAGGUCUCCGGGCCAUCCACGCCAUGAUCUGGGAUGAACAGGGUCAGAUGUUGUGGGCGACCGGCACCGAUGCUGCCGCCGAUGGUUCCGAUCCCGUUCCCGCCUACGGUGUCAUACAGGGAUACCCUUUUGAUGCGGAGACCGGUCUGCUCAGCAUCGAUGAACUGGUGGGCCGGUCCCAUGAUCUCGUCCCCAUCCCCAACGAACGGGUCUUGCUCGUCUCCAACGAUAUCGGUCUCCACGCCUUCGAUAUCGAUGAAAUGAAUUUCACCGCCGAAUACGAUGAAGUCGUGGAGAAAUAUAUGCCCGGCUUCGAGGUCACCACCAACGAUCGGCACGGGAUCAACCGCCAGGGAGAAUACGUGGAGUUGCCGCAGUCGGACCUCAAGGGCUUCAGUCUCGCCCCCGAUGGAAGCUUCCUAUACACCCAGUCUCUAUGGCGACUAUUCCGUGGGAACUAUACCAGUCUUGUGGUCGACGGUGUGCGUCACCAGAUCAUGAAAGGGAAUGAAAUCUAUCGGUCGCGAUGGUUCGGAGACAUUGAUGGCUGGCCCAAACCAAAGACAUAG